Molecule: messenger RNA, 2507 nt
Organism: Mycena citricolor
Lineage: Eukaryota; Fungi; Basidiomycota; Agaricomycetes; Agaricales; Mycenaceae
Source: the annotation of a GenBank genome assembly
UUCCCCAACCGUCAUCGUCCCCGUUUAUCCAGAUGGCAUUCGUCGACGUUCACUCGAUGAAUUGCGCUGGAAUAGUCAUCAUUCAGAGCAUCCAAGUGUCCGAUCCUGCCCGCCGUCAACGAUCCUUGCACCCCCGUCGCUUCAGGGCCAAGAAGACAAGUGGACAUAUUCCGUCCCUCAGAAAUCGUAAUCUCCGCCACCUCAUAGCCUCUCUAAACCCUUACAGCCGCUGAGACAUUGGGUUUUGUGGGGUUAAGUAAAUCAUGACGCUACAAGCGGGCCGCGGCAUCUCCGGAGGGCUUUGAACUUCGAAUAUACCUGCAGGAAUAUUAUCUCACACGUGGCUUCAUCGCAAUUGCGCAUCGUGGUAUCGGCUAGAUCUUGUGGCUAUCCAUUCUGAGCAUCACCGUUUACUUGUAUACCUUGGGCCGCAAUCGGGAAACAGCUCUUGACACUGCUUUGAAAGUGCCGUCACUCUCCUCGAGUUUCAGAAUUGACAUCCCGAAGAGUCGGUUCUCCAUCUAUCUGCGCGGGUCAGCGCACUGUUUUGGGAUCAUGCCCCAUUCUUAGCAACGAGGCUUGAUAUAUAAAAGCAGCCGCACAAUGGGCUCAUCUCUCUAUCGGCGGUUCUGGCUUCUGGGACCCUGCACAAGCCUCGAGCCCCAUCCGACUCUUCUUGUACUUCAUCUCUGACAACGAUGCUUUUUUUCUCGUCGCUCGUUGUCCUCGGGGCGCUGCCGACCUCCUUCGCAAGUUCAGUCAUCAACCUCCCCAUCGUCAACAAGGUCAUCGCACCUGAUGGUUUCACUCGCUCGACCGUUUUGGCGGGCGGAACGUUCCCUGGCCCUCUCCUCUCCGCGCAGAAAGGCGACAGAUUCACCAUCAACGUCCAGGACAAGCUCACGGACACGACGAUGCUCACUCCCACGAGCAUCCACUGGCACGGGCUGUUUCAGAAAAACAGCAGCUGGGCCGAUGGGCCAUCUUCCGUCACCCGUGGGUUCGGUUCGCAAUCACGUUUCGGACGCAUGCUGAGUCCGAGAAUAGAGUGCCCCAUCACGCCGGGCCACAGUUUCGUGUACGACUUUGCGACCGCAGGCCAGUCCGGGACCUACUGGUACCACAGUCACCUGUCCACGCAGUACUGCGACGGGCUUCGUGGCCCGCUAGUCAUCUAUGAUCCGCACGACCCCCUGCGGUACCUGUAUGACGUUGAUGAUGAGUCGACGGUAAUCACUCUCGCUGACUGGUAUCACUUUGUCGCCCCAGCGGCUCCGCGUAUUCCGGCGGCCAACUCGACUUUAAUUAAUGGCCUGGGGAGAUAUCAGGGUGGACCGGCCGAUGCUCCCCUCUCUGUGAUCACCGUCGAGGAGGGCAAACGCUACCGAUUCCGCCUUGUCGCCAUCAGCUGCGACCCGAACUACGUCUUCAGCAUCGAUGGACAUUCUCUGACCGUCAUCGAAGCUGAUGGUGUCAGCACCAAACCUGUCACUGUCGACUCUCUCCAGAUCUUUGCCGGCCAGCGGUACUCCUUCGUUCUCAAGGCCAACCAGCCCACCGGAAACUACUGGAUCCGGGCGAACCCGAAUGUCGGAAUUCCCGGCUUCACCGGAGGGAUCAACUCGGCCAUCCUGCGGUACAAGAAGGCGCGGCGCGUCGAGCCCACCACGAACUCGACCGCGAGCAACCUGCUCCUCGAGACCAAUCUGCACCCGCUCUACCGGUCCCCCGUCGCCGGGCGCCCGUUCGUCGGGGGUGUCGACAAGGCGCUGAAUCUGAAGAUCUCGAUCAACGGGACGACGGGCAAGUUCCAGAUCAACGGCGCGCCGUUCAUCCCGCCCACGGUCCCGGUGCUGCUCCAGAUCCUCAGCGGCGCGCAGACGGCGCAGGAACUGCUCCCGCCCGGAAGCGUCUACCCGCUCCCGCCGAACGCGGUGGUCGAGGUGAGCAUUCCUGGCGGCACGCCCGGCGCACCGCAUCCGUUCCACCUGCACGGGCACAACUUCUGGGUCGUGCGCAGCGCCGGCAACACCAGCUACAACUUCGAUGACCCGGUUCUGCGCGACGUCGUCUCGACCGGGCCCUCGACUUCGGAUAACGUGACGAUCCGGUUCAUCACGAACAACGCCGGCCCGUGGUUCCUGCACUGCCAUAUCGACUGGCAUCUAGAGGCCGGACUGGCGAUUGUGUUUGCGGAAGACACGAAGACGAUCGUCCACGAGAACUCGCUGCACGAGUUCCCCAAGGCGUGGGCGAAUCUCUGCCCGGCCUACGACAGCUUCUUGAACUCGACCUCCACUUGAACAACACUCUUUCUGAAUAUUUGUUAUGCUGUAAUCUUAUUCGCGGAGUGCCGACGAGGAGGAGUACUAUAACCACACGCCUCACACUAAUCUCGGACCAGACCUUGUACUUAACUGUCAUUUAUUCGGUGUUCUCCCUAUUACAGAAAUGAAACAAAUACAUUCUUUGUGUCGGUGCUGCCCCAUCCGGCAGCAGAAUUCGAC